AUGCUACUUGAGGGUGGGUGGGUGCUGGGACUCUGGAGGGCCACGGAGGCCUGGUGUGCUCUGGUAAAGACCCCCUGUGUCUCUCCACUUUUGUCCCCUCUCCGACCCCAGGAGUGUGCAGCUCUCGCUGCAGAGCUCCACACCUGCAGGGAGCAGCUCGUGCAGAGAGAGGAGGAGAUCGCCAACCUGAAGGCGGAGAGAAACAACACCAGGGUGCUCCUGGAACACUUGGAGUUCCUAAUCUGCAGACACGAGAGAUCUCUCAGGAGAACAUUGGUGAGGCGACAGGCAAAGACUCAGGCCGGUGUGUCCAGUGAGGUGGAGGUGCUCAAGGUCCUCAAGUCCAUAUUGGACAACGACCAAACGGAGGAUGAAACGGUGAGAGAGCAGUUACGUGUGGCACUGGAGGGGUGUAGUUUCGUAGAAGAAGAAUUAGGGGCCACACGCAGAGUUCAGCUCCAGACAUCAUCACAGGAUUUGAUUGGAGGGGGUUUCCUUUUUAUGCAUUUUUCCAAGGUGCAGAGCCAGAUGAAAGAGCUCCUGGCUACCCUGUGCACUCUCAUGGCCAAGCUGGAAGAGGACCUAGCCAUAUCAAGGAAAGACCUCAUCCGUUCUGAAGCAAUGAACAGCAUAUUACAAAGAGAUGUCCGUGAAGCCAUGGCCCAGAAGGAAGACAUGCAAGAGAGGAUCACUACCCUUGAGAAAUGCUGCCUCAGGGCACAGCAGGAAGCCACCUCUCUGCAGGACCUCAAGGAUAAACUUGAAAACGAGAUCGCAAAGAAGGACUCUCUGCAUCGACAGACUGCGGAUCAAAACCGCCAGUUGCAAGAGCGCCUGGAGGUGGCGGAGCGGAAGCUGCAGCAGACCCCGAGGAAGGCCAAGUCGCUGCCCGAGGUGGAAGCCGAGCCGGCCCAGAGGGUGGCCACCCUCUGCAAGGCCGAGCAGAGGCGUGGCAACAUCGAGGAAAGGCUGCGCCAGAUGGAGGCCCAGCUGGAGGAAAAGAACCAAGAACUGCAGCGGGUAAGGCAGAGAGAAAAAAUGAAUGAAGAGACUAAUAAAUGUCUGUCGGGCACUAUUGACCAGCUCCUUUCCGAAUCUGACGAGCGUCUUCAGCGUCAUCUUAAGGAGAGAAUGGCUGCUGUGGAAGAUAAGAAGUCUCCGUUAGGAGAAGUGGGCAAUCUGAAAAAACAGUUACAAGAAACGCAACGUGAGAAGGAUCGGCUUCUACAGAGCAUGGAAGCACUGAGGGCUGAAUUAAAGCGGGCAAGACUGAGAGGCUCUUCGCUUCACCACGGGCGGACGCACGUCAGCAGCAUCCCAGCUUCCAGGUUCCGUCUGGCGGACAGCCCCACGGAUGCCAGCAGCAGCAGCAGCAGCAGCGCGGUGUUGCAGCGCCGCCGGAAAGGCCGUGUGGCCCGUCUGCGACAUGAGCCUUCCAAGGCAAGGAUCUCCAUCCUCUGGGGGCUCUCGUGGGACCCACCUGCCAGCUCCAAUGUCACCUGCCUUUUCCUGUCUGUGAGGCUCUUCUGGAACUAA
Molecule: messenger RNA, 1536 nt
Organism: Neofelis nebulosa (Clouded leopard)
Lineage: Eukaryota; Metazoa; Chordata; Mammalia; Carnivora; Felidae
Product: liprin-alpha-1-like
Exons: 11
Coding region: 1-1536 (511 amino acids)
Biological process (GO): synapse organization
Cellular component (GO): presynaptic active zone
Source: RefSeq, a predicted model, not a curated record